AUGGAUCAACCACGGCGAGCACACGGCGACGAGAAAGAUGAGGGCAUGCAUGAAAUAACGAGAGAUGAUACAAAAACUGAAGAAUUCACGAGGCAUGAAUCACCAUCAACACCACCCCCACAACAUACAACACCAUUAUCUUUCCCAAUAACGAAUUCCCCUUUAGCCUCAGACAUACUACGACCAUUAUCGGCUAUUUCAGCGCAGCGCUCAUUCCCUUUACCGACUAGUGGGUCACUUGCAUCAUUAGCGAGAGGACACCAACAUGAUCGUGCAGAUGAGAGGCGAAUUGAUCGCGAUUUUGAAGCUAGCACUGCUACUACUACAAGGAGCAGUCCUGGAAGUAGUUGGAUGCAUGAGCGGCAGCUCCAAUCGGAUUCGAUUCUUGCCGCCACAACCACGACUGAUCCUUCGGGUUUGGGGGAUAUUGGCUCUAGUACGAGCAAUGCAGCUGUGCGAGAUUUUACAACUAUGGUGUGGGAAUCAUCGAGGAUAGCAGCAGCAACGGGUGAAUCUACGACUGAAUCCAAGCCGAUACAGCGUAGUGGUUCGGCAUAUCCUCCCUCUUCGUCGUUUUCGUCACCUGGCUCUUCGCUUGUAGAAGGGUCUUCGGGCCCUCUCGAAGACGAUGAAGGGGCACAAAUCACGCCAUCACCAUUUGCAUCGAUAUUUCCCGACGGAACGGAUACUAUAACUCCAGUGUUUAUUCAAAGAUAUGACGAUGACAAGAACGACUGCCACGAGAACACAGAGGACGCAGAUCACCGGACAGUUCUCAAGUACAGUGAAUCGUUACAAUUGUUCCGCAGAAGGCCCGAGGAUGGCGGAGAGACGUGGAAGAGGCGCGUGUCUGAGUAUCGUUGA
Talaromyces marneffei is the source of this 864-nucleotide messenger RNA. RefSeq lists its product as uncharacterized. The transcript has a single exon. NCBI's taxonomy places the organism in Eukaryota, Fungi, Ascomycota, Eurotiomycetes, Eurotiales, Trichocomaceae. The record is from RefSeq and is a predicted model, not a curated record. The coding region runs from base 1 to 864 and encodes 287 amino acids.